Molecule: messenger RNA, 1488 nt
Organism: Cyphellophora attinorum
Lineage: Eukaryota; Fungi; Ascomycota; Eurotiomycetes; Chaetothyriales; Cyphellophoraceae
Product: ATP synthase subunit beta, mitochondrial
Exons: 8
Coding region: 1-1488 (495 amino acids)
Biological process (GO): proton transmembrane transport; proton motive force-driven mitochondrial ATP synthesis
Molecular function (GO): ATP binding; proton-transporting ATP synthase activity, rotational mechanism
Source: RefSeq, a predicted model, not a curated record
AUGCUGAAGAGCGGCGUGGCCCGCGCUGCCGGCGUGUUGAGCCAAUCUGCUCGACCUUCCUUUGCCCGAACUGCUUUCCGCAAACAGGCUGCACCAGCUUUCGCACAGACUUUCGCGCGGAGAUGGGCCUCGACUGAGACAGCCAAGGAUGGCAAGAUCCAUCAGGUCAUCGGUGCCGUCGUUGACGUGAAAUUCGAUGGCGAUGUCCUUCCUCCCAUUCUCAACGCCCUCGAGACCGACAACAAUGGCCAGCGUCUGGUUCUGGAAGUUGCACAACAUUUGGGCGAAAACGUCGUCAGAUGUAUUGCCAUGGACGGUACCGAAGGUCUCACCCGUGGUCACAAGGCCAAGGAUACUGGUGCUCCCAUCUCGAUUCCUGUCGGUCCCGGCACACUCGGUCGCAUCAUGAAUGUCACUGGCGAGCCCAUCGAUGAGCGAGGUCCCAUCAAAGCCACCAAGCUUGCUCCCAUCCACGCUGCCGCUCCCGAAUUCGUCGAACAGUCCACCUCUGCUGAAAUCUUGGUCACGGGUAUCAAGGUCGUCGAUCUACUGGCUCCUUAUGCUCGUGGUGGAAAGAUUGGUCUCUUUGGCGGUGCUGGUGUCGGAAAGACUGUGUUCAUUCAGGAGCUCAUUAACAACAUCGCAAAGGCUCACGGUGGUUACUCCGUCUUCACCGGUGUCGGUGAGCGCACGCGCGAGGGCAAUGACUUGUAUCACGAAAUGCAGGAGACUUCCGUCAUUCAGCUUGAUGGCGAGUCAAAGGUCGCCCUGGUCUUCGGUCAGAUGAACGAGCCUCCUGGGGCUCGUGCACGUGUGGCCCUCACGGGAUUGACCGUUGCUGAGUUCACUCAAGCCGGUUCUGAGGUGUCUGCUCUGCUUGGUCGUAUCCCAUCUGCCGUCGGGUACCAGCCUACUCUCGCCGUCGACAUGGGUCUCAUGCAGGAACGCUCCAUCACCUCCGUCCAGGCCGUCUACGUCCCUGCUGACGAUUUGACUGAUCCCGCCCCAGCAACAACCUUCGCCCAUCUGGACGCCACCACUGUGUUGUCUCGCGGUAUUUCCGAACUUGGUAUUUACCCUGCUGUCGACCCUUUGGACUCCAAGUCUCGUCUCCUUGACCCCCGUGUCAUCGGACAGGACCACUACGAUGUCGCAUCCCGAGUCCAGCAGAUGCUCCAGGAGUACAAGUCGCUUCAAGAUAUCAUUGCCAUUCUUGGUAUGGAUGAAUUGUCAGAAGCCGACAAGCUGACCGUCGAGCGCGCUCGCAAGCUGCAACGUUUCCUCUCACAACCUUUCACCGUCGCUCAGGUCUUCACUGGUAUCGAGGGCAAGCUGGUCGACCUCAAGGACACAAUCGCCUCGUUCAAGAAGAUCAUUGGUGGUGAGGGUGAUGAUCUGCCAGAAGGUGCUUUCUACAUGGUUGGCGACUUCGACUCGGCACGUGCGAAGGGUGAGAAGAUUCUGGCUGAGCUUGAGGGCUCCUCAUAG